CCACACAAUCUUAGAUUCUCCUCCCAUGUGACUUCCUGACCGACCAUCUCUUAUAACUGUGGCUCAGAACCCAGAUUGCCAACAGGCAGAGAACUCCAAAUCUUGCACCUGCAGCUGGUCACAACAGGAGAAUGAGGGUCAGCCUGCUCCCCUGGGCCUUCCUGCUCGCGGUUGUUAUCCUCACCUCGGCAGAGGUCGCUGAAGAACAAGGUACAAAAAUGGUUGUCUGCUGUAUUUCCUUCUUGCCUCGGAAAAUCCCACUCAAGUUUGUGGAAAGUUAUGUUCGAACCAGUAACUUGUGCUCAAAGCCUGGGUUCAUCUUCCAAACCAAAAGGGGGCGUCAGAUCUGUGCUGACCCCAAACAAGACUGGGUGAAGAAGUACAUCCAACAGCUGGACCGUAGGAGCCUUGGGGUCCAGCAUGGUGGGACCCCACAGCCCAGAGAUGGGUAGAAAAGCCACAGAUCGUUUCUGCACCCCACCUUCCAAAACAGGACUCUGUCCUGCUUUCUGUGCUUUCCCACCCAGUCACACUUUGCCCCCUGAAGCUUUGCUGCAGUGCCCCACUGCACAAGGCCUAAGGAGUGUGGCCCCCCUCCCCAGCAUUUAUUUUCCCUUUCCAGGCUCCCCUCCACUCCCCAAUGAAAUAAAAUGGAGGCAGAAAGAGAACCAAGGAGUUUAAACUGAACCUCUCCCAAGGCAAUUUGCUUAUGUCUUUGAUUUUACAGACACUUUCACAAGUAUGCAUUAUGAAUCAGGGUCUGCUCUGAAUAUUUCCACCAAUUGAAAUAGUGGAAUUAGGGCCAGGAGAGAGCUCAAAAGGCAAGGUAUAUAUUUGGCAUGCCCAAAGCUCCAACUUCAAUCCACAGCAAGGGGAGGAGGAAGGAUGAAAUGCUAAUACUUGGAAGUCAAAUCCACAUUAAAUACAUUUAAAAGAAUUUUCUGAAUUAAAAGAAAGAACAUUAAAAAAACAGAAUCUCUGAAAAUUAAAAUAAAGGUACAUAAAUAAAUAA
Messenger RNA from Sorex fumeus (smoky shrew), 1012 nucleotides. Its product is annotated as regakine-1-like. The record is from RefSeq and is a predicted model, not a curated record. NCBI's taxonomy places the organism in Eukaryota, Metazoa, Chordata, Mammalia, Eulipotyphla, Soricidae. Gene Ontology annotation, biological process: chemokine-mediated signaling pathway; neutrophil chemotaxis; positive regulation of ERK1 and ERK2 cascade. The coding region runs from base 132 to 452 and encodes 106 amino acids. Gene Ontology annotation, molecular function: CCR chemokine receptor binding; chemokine activity. The transcript is spliced from 3 exons. Gene Ontology annotation, cellular component: extracellular region.